Molecule: messenger RNA, 5997 nt
Organism: Menidia menidia (Atlantic silverside)
Lineage: Eukaryota; Metazoa; Chordata; Actinopteri; Atheriniformes; Atherinopsidae
Source: the annotation of a GenBank genome assembly
UUUCCAAUGGCAGCCCCGGAGCAGGGGAAUUGCUAGUGAGAUUAGCUCGUUCUAGCUCCUCCUCUGUGGUUUACAGUCAUGGCCGGGCCAGGCCUGUCAGGGACUACUUCUAUGCUAACCUUUUGCAAACAAAUGGAUUAUUAUUUUUCUUAUUUUUCCAAAAUGUCCCACUUCGUUUUGGGAGAAUAAUGAGAAAUCUCUUGAAGAUGUUUCCACAAUCAGGAAAAUCCAUUGUCUUUGACAACUUUCCGGAUCCUACUGACACAUGGGAAAUUAUAGAGACCAUUGGUAAAGGGACCUACGGAAAGGUUUACAAAGUGCUCAACAAAAUCGAUGGAAGCAAAGCGGCCGUGAAGAUACUGGAUCCGAUCCAUGAUAUUGAUGAGGAGAUUGAGGCAGAAUACAACAUCCUCAAAGCUCUUUCUGACCACGCAAAUGUCGUCAAGUUUUAUGGCAUGUACUACAAGAAAGACGUGAAGUGUGGAGAUCAGCUAUGGCUCGUGCUGGAGCUUUGCAACGGCGGCUCGGUCACAGAUCUGGCCAAAGGCAUGCUGAAAAGAGGGGAGAGAAUGGAUGAAGCCAUUAUCGCCUACAUCCUGCGUGAGGCCCUCAUGGGCCUUCAGCACCUGCACAUCAACAAGACCAUCCACCGUGAUGUCAAAGGCAACAACAUCCUGUUGACAACCCAUGGAGGGAUCAAGCUUGUGGACUUUGGUGUUUCAGCCCAGCUGACAAAUACUCGUCUGAGGAGGAACACCUCUGUGGGAACUCCCUUCUGGAUGGCUCCUGAGGUCAUAGCAUGUGAGCAGCAGCUGGACUCAACCUACGAUGCUCGCUGCGACGUGUGGUCCCUGGGCAUUACAGCCAUAGAGCUGGGAGAUGGAGACCCGCCCCUCUCCGACCUCCACCCAAUGAGAGCACUCUUUAAAAUACCCAGAAACCCUCCGCCUACUCUCCACCAGCCAGAGCUCUGGUCAGAUGACUUUAAUGACUUCAUCUGCAAAUGUCUGAUUAAGGAUUUUGAGCUGAGGCCAAAUGUGUUGGACCUGCUUCAGCACGUGUUCAUCAAAAACACAUUCGGCAGAGAGAGAAUCCUGCAGAAACAACUGAUCGAACUCAUUGAUCUCAACCAGCAGAUGGGAGCGAUUGAGAAAACAAGCCAUCAUGGAAAGACAGACAGAAGCACAGACAGUAAUGACAGGCAUGAGCGCAUCCAUACUAAAAGAGGAGGCCACAUGAAGACACAAUCAGACGCAGAUGAGGUGGACGACCUCGCUACCCUCGAGGUUCUAGAUGAGAACACGGUCACGGAGCAGCUUCAGAGUCGCUACGUCAGAGAUCAGAUCUACACAUACGUUGGAGACAUCCUCAUCGCGGUCAAUCCUUUCCAUAAAAUGGAGAUUUACACGCCUCAGCACACGAAGAUGUACAUCGGAGCAAAGCGCACUGCAAACCCGCCGCACAUCUUCGCUGUGGCUGACAUCGCCUACCAGUCCAUGGUGUCAUACAACACCGACCAGUGUGUGGUGAUCAGCGGAGAGAGCGGAGCAGGUAAAACAGAGAGUGCUCAUCUGUUGGUGCAGCAGCUGACAGUCCUUGGAAAGGCCAACAACCGGACGCUGCAGGAGAAAAUCCUGCUGGUCAACAACCUGGUGGAGGCCUUCGGAAACGCCUGCACGGUCAUCAAUGACAAUUCCAGCCGCUUCGGAAAGUACCUGGAGAUGAGGUUCACCUGCGGGGGAACGGUGGUCGGAGCAAGGAUAUCUGAGUAUCUGCUGGAAAAAUCCAGAGUCAUCCAUCAGGCGAUAGGAGAGAGGAACUUCCACAUCUUCUACUAUAUUUACGCUGGUCUGGCUGACAGAAAGAAACUCGCGCACUACAAACUCUCCGACACCAAAACACCAAAGUAUCUGUGUAACGAACACGUUAAAUUAGGGCCUGACAUAGUGAGCAACGCCUUCUACAAGGAGCAGUUUGACGCAGUGGAGCAGUGCUUCAAAGUCAUCGGAUUUACCCUGGAGGAGCUUGGCAGCGUUUACAGCACUCUGGCCGCCAUCCUUAACUCUGGUGACAUUGAGUUUUCUGCCGUGGCCUCGGAGCACCAAACAGACAAGAGCAACAUCUGCAACACUCCUGUUCUGGAGAACGUGGCAUCUCUGCUGCGCAUCCGCUCAGACGAGCUCCAGGAAGCCCUGACCUCCCACUGUGUCGUGGCCCGGGGUGAGACAAUCGUCCGGCCCAACACGGUGGAGAAGGCAGUGGAGGUGAGGGACGCCAUGGGCAAAGCUCUCUACGGGCGCCUCUUCAGCUGGAUUGUCAACCGGAUCAACACACUGCUGCGACCUGACAGCCAGUUAGGAGAGGACGAUAAGGGCCUGAACAUUGGCAUCCUGGACAUCUUUGGUUUUGAGAACUUCAAGAAGAACUCUUUCGAGCAGCUUUGCAUCAACAUCGCCAACGAGCAGAUCCAGUUUUACUUCAACCAGCACAUAUUUGCUUGGGAACAGGAUGAGUACCUGAAUGAAGAAGUUGAUGCUCGAAUGAUUGAAUAUGAGGACAACCGACCACUCCUGGACCUGUUCUUGCAGAAGCCAAUGGGGAUGCUCUCCCUGCUGGAUGAAGAGAGUCGUUUUCCACAGGCCACUGACCAGACGCUCGUAGAGAAAUUUGAAGAUAAUCUCAAGACAAAAAGCUUCUGGAGACCAAAGAGAGUGGACCUUGGCUUUGGCAUUCACCACUAUGCUGGGAAGGUGAUUUACAACGCUGCAGGGUUCUUGGCCAAGAAUAGAGAGACGCUACCAGCCGACAUCAUUCUGCUGCUGAGGUCGUCGGAGAACGAGCUCAUUCGCAAGCUUGUCACUCAUCCUCUCACCAAAACAGGUAACCUUGCCCACACCAAGGGUAAGGGGAUAAACACACUGCGAAGCCCGCGGACUCCAACGCGAACCAUCACCUUUGCCAAGAUGGGAGUGCUAACCUUAUACAGUUCUUUUUCUAUUAGUGAGCCUACUGAACCUGGAGAGACGCCUUAUCAUCCAAGGGAAACCACAAACAUGAAAACACAGACGGUGGCCUCCUACUUCAGAUACUCUCUGAUGGACCUGCUGUCUAAGAUGGUGACAGGGCAGCCUCACUUUGUGCGUUGCAUAAAACCCAACAAUGAUCGGCAAUCCAGCAAGUUUGACCGGGAGAAAGUUUUGAUCCAGCUUCGUUAUACCGGUGUUCUGGAAACUGCCAAGAUCAGACGGCAGGGAUAUUCUCACCGUGUCCUGUUUGCUAAUUUUAUAAAGAGGUAUUACUUUCUGGCUUUCCACGCUCACGAGGAGCCGGCUGUGACUCCAGAGACAUGUUCAGCAAUACUGGAGAAGGCAAAGCUGGAACACUGGGCAAUGGGGAAGACCAAGGUGUUCCUGAAGUACUACCAUGUCGAACAUCUGAAUCUGAUGGUGCAACAGGCCACUCAGCGAAUCAUCCUGCUCCAAGCUUGUGUCCGGGGUUGGCUGGGGACCAAACGGUACCAGCGGAUAUUAAAAGAGCGAGAGCAGAGUGCUCUGGUGCUGCAGUCAGCUUAUAGAGGUCAAAAAGCCCGGAGAAAAGUGGCUGAUGACAGAAGCAAAGCAAAGUUUGAGGCCUUUAUCAUCCACUUCCAGGCUGUUUGCAGGGGAUAUCUUGCAAAAAAGAAGUACAAGGAGUUGGUAGAUGAGAAAAACAAAGCAGCAACCAAGAUCCAGGCUCGCUACAGAGGGCACAAGGAGAGGAAGAGUUUUAAAAGAAAGCAGGAGGCCAAGGAGAAAGAGAAAGCAGAGAAGGCUCUUCAAGAAGAACAAAGUGCCUCUACUGACGCAAACAACGAGGAGGAUGAAACCAAAGCUGCCGUGGUUCUUCAGAGCAACUUCCGGGGUUACAAAGAGAGGAAAAAGUUUAAGGAGAGGAAGAAGACAAUGGCUGGUGCCGAGCUGCAAAUACCGAACACUGACGAAGAGGAGGCACAGGAUGCAGAGCCAAACGGCACAGAGGAGGAAGGGCGAGAGGGAGAUACCAAGCAGGAAGCGAAUGACGAAGAUGAUGAGAGCACUUUUGAGGCUGAGGAGAAUGAUGACAGUGACAAUACGCAGGUGCCGGAAGAUGAGGACCACACAGAUGAAACGGUGAUUGAGGAUGCAGAUGCUAGACAGGAAACGCAAGAGGAGGAGCAUGAACAGGCAAAGACUCCAGAGGACACGGGUGUCAACUUAGAAGAUGAAACCAAGGCAGCCACUGUUCUCCAGAGUAACUUCAGAGGCCACAAAGAGAGGAGAAAGUUGCAGGAGGAAGGCAAGAUCCCCGCUAAAAAACGAGCAAAAAGUCCCACAGGUGGAGAGGAACAAGUCAGGGCGGAGAAAGAGGAGACAGCCCAAGCUGUGGAGUUGGAUGACCCAGAUGAGGCCAAAGCAGCCGUGGUGCUUCAAAGCAACUUCCGCGGUCACAAGGAGCGCAAGCGCCUGGAGGAGGAGGGAAAGAUCCCCAAGAAAAAGAAGGAGCCUGUAAAAGACGAAAAUGCGGUGCCAACAGAAGAGUCAUCAGAGGGACCAGAUGAGGAAAAAGCAGCUACGGUCCUGCAGAGUAAUUUCCGAGGUCAUCGGGACAGGAAGAAGCUGAAAGCAGAGAAAGAAGCGCGACAGAAAACCAAAGAGGAAACCUUGAUUUCCGAGCAGGAUAAUGAAGGCGAAGAGGAGGUGCUGGAUGUAACUGAUGUCUCGAUUGAGCGCAAAGAAGAGACAGAUUAUGAAAAAGAGAGACAAGAAGAAGAACAGGCCGCGGUGAAGAUCCAGAGUAACUUCAGAGGGUACAAAGACAGGAAGAACCUGAAGGCCAACAAGAAAGCCGCAAACAACGAAGCCACUCAGCUGGAGAGCUUCUCCAAAGAAAUCCAAAAGACAGCGGAGGACUAUCAGACCCUGCAGCAGAGGCUGAAUGAGAUCAUCCAGGCUCAUCAAUCAACUCCUGAGAACAAUGGCAUGUUUGUGAAAGGAAAAACAAUAAAUGGCUACGCUCCCCAGCAUCAGCAAUCAGCCGACAAGAGGGUGUCGAGAACCCCCCGCAGGACCCAGCAGCCCAAGACCCUGAACACACCGGAGGACUCCACCUAUUACACCCUCAUUCAUCGAUCUGUCAAGGAUGAAAAACGCAGACCCAGGAAAGAGGAUCCUGGAAAACUGCUGGACAUGGACGACCAGUACUACCGCACCCUGUCCACCAGCAGGUCCGCGCCCUCCAUGUCCGCGGCGAGCACGUCGCCCCGGAGACAGUCUGUGGAGAGGAGGCGCUCCAUGGACAGGAGGCGGUCCAUGGACAGGAGGCGCUCCAUGGACCGGAGGCACCAGGCCGACAGACGGCAGUCCACGGAGCAGAGGCCGGGGGCGUCCACCCGACAGCUGAGAGAGAGGGCCGUCACCGAGCCGGAGCUGCCCCGACCUGCCAAAGACAGCAGGUGUUCUGUUCCCAGAAUGUCCUCCACAGAGAGUCGGACAGCGGAUAAUCCCUACGACUACAGGCACCUCCUGAGGAAGACCUCACAGAGACGAAGGCUCAUCAAGCAGUACUGAAUCACAACAAGAACCACACAAUCCUCAUGAUACGACAAUACCAACAUAUUCCACGCAACAUGCAUCCAGCAUCCUUUUUGUUUAUUGAUUGAACACGUUUUCAAAACAGUUUAGUUUUCACGUUGUGUUUUCAGGCUGAAUAAGCUGAAGAAUCCACUGUAAAUAAUGGCAUGUCUUUUAAUUUUCUGUAAAUUGAGUAACUACUUGUGAGAUCUGUAAUCUAGUUGUUGUCAAAGAAACGGUUUUCCCUCUUAAAUCCUACGCAAAUUUUCAGGUGAUCUUCUUAAACGUUGCAUUUUGGUGUGUUUGAAAUCAUUUAUAUUUGGGAUCAGCUUCAGUACCGUAACGUUUUAUGAAAUGCCAUUCCUCGUCUUUAUUGCAAUGUCUGAUUUAUUCAAAUAAACCUUACACA